AAAACUACGAGCCUGUUCUAACCUGAUCAUGCGCACAACAAUAUUUUCAUUCGUAGUAACAUAUUUAUGCACCUAUCUUCACUUUAUAAAUAAAUAUAAUGUAAAGAAAAUCUCUAAUUAUUGCAUAUACUAUGCCGGUGUGAAUCUAUCUGUACGCGUCUCCCACCGAUCAUUAUGAACAAUAUCGAUUAUUUAGCGAUACUUAGGAGUUUCAUAGUAUACGAACGUCGUAAUGUCAAUGGAAAAAAAAAGAAAAAAACGUCUGUGUCAUUUUGCCCCGCUGGGUUCGAAAUCGUAAAAAAGAAAAUCAUCGAUCAACAUGAGAUAUUGUUCGCGCUGCGUAUAUAUGUGCUUGCUCUUCGAUAUUAAAUUCGCUUAAAAACACGACGCGCACACACACUUUCUAUCGUCAGUAAACACGGAAUUGUACGGAAGUUCAUCGGUGGGGAAUGACAUGCGCAGAUUGGCUGGACGGUAGUGGGGACUCCCAUCUUUCCGUUGCGAGCAAAGGAGUAGGAGAUCUAUAAAACUGCAGACAGCGGAAGGCGAGAGGUAGUGUUAGAGGAUCGUCGUAGGGAGUUGUAGAUAUAUACGAGAGCACGAGUUUGGUUUUUCCUCGGUUGCAGUGACUGUUAUUUGUGUGUGCGAUUUCGGAGAGAAGAGAGAAUCAGCGGGUUAAACGAGAUCGACACGGCGCAUGAGAGGACGAAGAAAAAAAAAACAGGGCGAGCAUACGGAGAGAGCCGGAGACGUAACAGGGCGUGUGUAACAUACGUCUGUAACGAGAAACGGGACUUCGCUUAGCGAGGUGGAAUUCGGUAGGACGGGUGCUACGCGCUCGGCAUAUUUGCAACUGGGAUCUGGCAGCGCCAGGGAUUCUUGCCCACCGCGAAGCCAAACAACUCGCGUCCGCCAUUUUGCGAUAGAGAGAAGCCGUUGUUGUGCUCGGCGAGCGAGGGGAACGCGCGCGUUCUCUGUGUCAGAGAAUAGGCCGCGCGAAAGCGACGGGAAAGAGGCAGGAGGAACGAGACGCUAAGGUGGCGAACGGUCACCGGAUGUGGUCGAAUUUGCGAGGAACGCGCACUGGGAGGACCGCGAGAGAAGAGGAACACGAAGCGAGGUAGCAUUGCGCUAACAGGUUUUCGGAGUGCCCCGCCGCAUAUUAUUCCUUCGCAUCGUCAUCAUCGUCGUCGUCGUCAUCGUCGUCGUUCCCACCAUUGCUUUACCCUGACUACUGUGAUUAUUGCGCAGUUGGAAAACUUGCUGAGCACUGACGCCGAGGAACGUGGGAUAUCGCCUCCGAGAGGCAAUCCGCGAAAAUUAACGGCCGACGGAUUGGUCGGUCUCGUGAGGAGGGUGAGUGACGAGGAUACGAAGACGAGGAAAAAAAGACAAACAUCCGAGCCAUGACGAAUUCCGCGCCCAAGUUAGACAAUGCCAAGGUGGACCGACAGGCCUCGCCAAAGGUCGGGUAUCAAUACCAGUACAAUCAUCACCAUCAGCAUCAUCGUUCCAACAGUAAAUCAUCGCCAUUCCUCUACAAGAACAGUCGCCACGCCGCCAAAAACACCAAAGACGGCCGGCAGAGCUGCAGCCCGUAUAGCUCGUCAUCCAAAAGUCCGAGGAACUCGCCGCAACAACAGCAGCAACGCUGUGAGCAGCGCAGUCCAAGCAGCAGCCCGACCAACAACAGCUUCUACGCGGGCGCUAAGUUCUCCGAAACACCAUCGCCCGCGAGCGUGCCCAAACCGCCAAGCCAUUGGAUGAGCGCGGUGACUGGACUGAUGGAUGGCUGUCAUCAAUCGAACAACGCGAGCGACUAUUCGAGGCAACUACGUAUAAUGCUGAAAGUUCAGGCUUGAUAUCCAAAAACUAACAACGCGUCCACCACCAUCGUUCAAGAAGAGAAGCGGCCGUCAGCUUCUAGAGAAUCAGGUACGGUAGGAAAUCAUCGUCGAUAAGUCAUCGGCCAAGAGGAUAACGGGAAUAAUAAAAAUAAUAACGAUGAUAACGACAGAUGAUGAUGGUGACACCGUGUGCAGGUCGUACACACGGUUUUUUCGAUUUUAUCCCGCGAGUGGAUACCGUAAUCCGUUCUUUACGCUAAGAUACACAUCCAGCAUACAGACUUUAACCGUAGACUAUACACACGGCGGGAUUACGACGCGAUGCAUCGAUGCGAUGUCGCGAUCGAUGUGGUGUGUGUAUGCGCGCGCGUGCGCGCGCGCUAUAGAGAUACAUGCAUUAUAUAUGUAUAUUGCGUUCUCUGGAACUCUCAUCACGCGCCAUCAUACGCUGUGACAAAAUGUAAGUAAUACUGUAUUUUAGAUUAUCGUAUACCGCUAAACUUUCAACACAAGGAGAGCCCUAUGUACGUACAUACAUAUAUUAUCUAUACAACAUCGGAACACACAGAAAGAGAAAGUACAUUCUCAGUCUGACGAUACGACAAGCGGACGAGCGAAGUUGCCCUUCGCGAUUUUGUCAUACGAGAUGUGCUUCAAUAUCGACGCGUUGAAAAGAAACAAGAAAAGAUGUCUGAUAACUCUUUGCGAGAACUCUUUUCAAAGCAGCUUUGAAAGCUCGCGUUUCGCAUUGCUCUCAAGACACCCAGUGUUUCCGCGCGUGUUUUUAUCUCGUCAAACUCUAAUCAUUCUAGCAACAACAUUGGAAACGUCGCGGCGCGUACAAUUUGCUGUUUCAUAGCACGGAGAUGCUGGACAAAUGACUAUUCGUUUAAUAGCCGCCCGACUAAUGAUAGUUAUCAGUAUAUUUCUUUAUUAACAGUUUCUUUAUCAUUUUGGUACAGAUUAAUUUCGAGUAGCCCUUUUUAGUUUCAAUUUAUUUUUCCUUUUUGUUUUUUUUUUUGUUGGGUAUAUUUUUAUUUUUUUGCUAUUCUGCUACACUGUUAAACGUGAAAUAAGUAUAUAAGAUGUAAGUUUUGAGUUUCAUAGUGCACAUUAGGAGAGUGGUAGUUAAAUGUGUGAAUGACAUAGUAGACAGAAAGGAUCAAUACAACAGAGAAAAUCUGAAUGAUAGACGAAGAUUCAUGAAUGAUUACGAAUGAAUGCUUCGAUUGUAUGAACGUUUCGGAUAUAUUAUAAUAAUCAUUACGACAUUGCAUCAAAUCCAAAUUUUGAUCAAAUUUUUCGUGCUCGUUUCUCGGCAUGUUUCAAUAAAAUCACUAAUAUAAUUGCACAUAAAUUUAAAGUAAAAUAAAUUUAAAUUUUAUUUUUAUUAUAGCAAGGGAGAGUGAUAGUAGAGAUGGACAGACAAAUCGAGAUAAGGAAUAUUGUCAGAUUCGACCGUUACAAAGACGAAAUAUUUUUCUUAUUCAUCAUAAUCGAUUUAUAAUAGAUUCAAUUUGUUAUAAAUCUCUCUUAAUGUAAUACUAUUAAUGUGAUUGUCGUGAUGAUCGUUCUGUUGUUUUUGUAAAAUUCAAGUACUAACAUAUUAGUAUGAUACUUUAGACAUGAAGGACGAGAGUUUUUUAAGGGGAAAGAGAACACAUUAGCGUCGCCGUUACCUAAUAGCCUUGGUUAACUAACGUUUCAUUAGGUGAUUGUCUAUCUUUUCUUAGAUCGUAAUCAUAGCUGUAACAGAGAAAUAGGACUUGAUAACAACGGUUAAAGAGUAAUACUGCGUCCCAAUUAACGGAUGGAAAUUCAUAAAUAGAUAAAAGCCGGAACAAGGUUUAAUAAUAACCGACGUUGACUCAACCGUCCUUAAAGCGUUCUUUGUGCGAGUUUACGGAAAGUUCUGUUAUGCUAACAGGUUUAGGAAAUAGGACGAUGCACUAAAGUUUUUCGUUGUUUAUAAUACUUUACGGGCGCAAUUGUCAUAUCAAACUCGCAUCACUUCUAUCUAUAUUGGACAAGUAAAUGGACUUAAUCUAUUAUAAUACACAAUAACAAUAAUAUUAAGGGUAAAUAAUAACAAUGAUAGUAGUAAGAUAAGGCCUUAACGAUACAACAGCGUGGAGAAUACGAUCGUGAUUUAAGUUUUUAAAAAAUUUGUGUCAUCUAUUUUUUUUCUUUUUUUUUUUUUU
Formica exsecta is the source of this 4048-nucleotide messenger RNA. Its product is annotated as proline-rich nuclear receptor coactivator 2 B-like. NCBI's taxonomy places the organism in Eukaryota, Metazoa, Arthropoda, Insecta, Hymenoptera, Formicidae. The record is from RefSeq and is a predicted model, not a curated record. Bases 1407 to 1862 code for a protein of 151 amino acids. Gene Ontology annotation, cellular component: nucleus. The transcript is spliced from 2 exons.